Messenger RNA from Aspergillus nomiae NRRL 13137, 267 nucleotides. RefSeq lists its product as uncharacterized. Lineage: Eukaryota; Fungi; Ascomycota; Eurotiomycetes; Eurotiales; Aspergillaceae. The record is from RefSeq and is a predicted model, not a curated record. The transcript has 3 exons. Bases 1 to 267 code for a protein of 88 amino acids.
AUGUCCAACCAACAGCCCCGCGUAGUCAUUGACCCGCAAUCCCUUCAACGACCGCCGUAUCCGCCCCGGCGCGGUCCACAAGCUGUACGGGAUAUUCGGCAAACGAAGGAAUACAAAGUGGCUGCUCGACGAUGGCUUUCGACGAUCGUGGCGUUGCCGAUUUUGAUGUAUACGUCUUAUGUGCUUUAUGAGAGGACGUAUUUGAAUAAGAGCCAGAAGCAUCUGGGUCGGCCGGCGCGGGAGGAGGGGAAGGAUGGGAGUGCCUGA